Molecule: messenger RNA, 7899 nt
Organism: Bipolaris sorokiniana ND90Pr
Lineage: Eukaryota; Fungi; Ascomycota; Dothideomycetes; Pleosporales; Pleosporaceae
Gene: PKS15
Product: polyketide synthase PKS15
Exons: 1
Coding region: 210-7829 (2539 amino acids)
Biological process (GO): fatty acid biosynthetic process
Molecular function (GO): fatty acid synthase activity; phosphopantetheine binding
Source: RefSeq, a predicted model, not a curated record
CUUGCCUGUUCCGGGCAUCGGAGUCGGGUCGCAUUUGAACUUCACCAUUGAGGAAGAUGCUUAGGAACUAACAUUACAAAAUCGUGUACUGGUCUUUGAAGAUUUGAAAUCGUACAAAGUGUUCAGUGUCAACUCAGCCGAGUGAGCAGUCAUCUAGCAGAGGUCAAACCAAAAACACUUCUCCUUCACUUCCAAACGUCUGUUAAGCAAUGGCCCUCAUUGAAAAUGCCAUGUCGCCCCCUUCGACUUCACAUCAACUAGAUACGAGCUCGUCCGCCAUGAGCAAUUCCAUCUCACCUGAAGACUACCAAGAGAUCGUCGAGCGAUACAAUGACACACUCGACACCACGAUUCUUGGGCACAGCUUGCCUCGUCUUCUCCAAAACACCGCAGAAAGGCAUUGCGACAAGAUUGCCAUGAUAUGCGGUGACGAGAGAGUAACAUUUAAAACACUCACAACACUCGCAACACAGCUUACCCGCGUUCUGGUAACCCGAGGCAUCGGGCGUGGUGAGGUCGUUGGAAUCGCCUUGGACCGUUCCAUCGACCUCGUCGUAGCGCUGCUGGCCGUAAUGAAGACGGGCGCAGCGUACAUGCCCAUCGAUCCUGGCUUCCCUACAGACCGCAUCAGGCACAUGAUCGAGGAUGCAAGCCCAAUACUUGUCAUCGCCGGCGCCAGCACACGACUUGCUUCUCAAUCCUGGGGAUGCGCGACGCUGGAUCUCGAUGAGACACGCGAUGAGAUGGCAGACUCGGAGUCUCAAAUAAGCAGCGUGGACACGGAACCAAAGGCAGAAGAUCUCGCAUACGUUAUUUACACUUCUGGCUCUACUGGUAAGCCAAAAGGUGUAGAAAUAAGCCACGGAGCGUUGUCGAACUUUUUGUGCGCAAUGCAACAGGAGCCAAGAUGUGUGGAAACAGAUCGGUUACUUGCCAUCACAACGAUAUCAUUCGACAUUGCAGCGUUAGAAGUCUUUCUUCCAUUGCUGUGUGGCGCAACGAUGAUCAUGGCCCAGGCGCACGAGAUUAAGGAUCCAGAGGCCACACUCAGAUUGAUUCAGCAACACGACAUUACCAUGAUGCAGGCAACACCUGCAACGUGGCAGAUGCUGCUGGAUGCUGGUUGGAAAGGAGAUCCGCGUCUCUCCAGAAUCUUGUGUGGCGGCGAAGCGCUGUCUCGUAGGCUCGCCGACCGGCUACUAUUGUGUGCAGAGGCAGUGUGGAACAUGUAUGGCCCGACUGAGGCGACAGUCUGGGCGAGCAUCUGGAGAGUAUUCCCAGGAAAGGACGUGGUCAUUGGAAAGCCCAUCACCAACUAUCGACUCUACGUACUUGAUGAAAGCCUUGACCCAGUACCCUUUGGGUGCGCUGGCGAGCUAUACAUCGGCGGAGUAAGCUUGGCCAAUGGGUACCGCAACAUGCCUGAAGUUACCCAAUCGCGUUUUGUUCAAAAUCCCUUCCACAGUGGUCUUAUAUACCGUACCGGUGAUAUAGCCAAGUUCGAUGGUCCGGAUAGGUUGAUCGUAUUAGGCCGCGCCGACGGGCAAGUAAAGAUACGAGGUCAUCGAAUUGAGCUGGGCGACAUCGAGGCAGCAAUAACCGAUCAUAGUGACAUCCUAGACGCUGUCGUGGUUAGCCGGGAUGAUAGACUGAUAGCGUAUUGCAUAAACGUCGAUGGCGAUAGCAGUGACGAAACCGAAGAGAAGGCGACACUUGAGAGUCUACUGCGUCCAUGGUUAGCGCAGCUUUUACCAGCGUAUAUGAUGCCAGCUUUCUUUGUCGGCCUCAAGUCAUUUCCUAUGACGCCGAAUAAUAAGAUUGAUCGAAAAGCCCUACCAGAUCCAAAGAUUGCAGUGCAGCCCAAGAUCAGCAGGCCGUUAACCGAUAUGGAGGAGAAGCUCCGGCUGAUCUGGUCAAGAGUCCUGGGUCACAACUGCAUCGGACCUGACGAUAAUUUCUUCGAGAUAGGCGGCGACUCUGUGCGGGUCGUUCAGAUGCAAAAACAGGUGCAAAAGCUGGUUAGCUGGAAAUUGUCUCCAGCCCGGCUUUACCAACAUUACACUAUUAAGACAUUAGCAACAUACCUAGAAAGGGGGGGAGAAACCACACCGGACCCUAGAGUUUCACAGGGCCAUCACCUAAAACCAUAUGACGAGGAUAUCGCUAUCGUAUCGAUGGCGUGCAGGCUGCCAGGUCAAGUCUCAUCCCCGGAAGAGUACUGGGAUCUUCUAGAGCAUGGUGCCGAUGUCAUAACCGACGUGCCAAAAGACCGUUGGGACGCCGAUGCCCUCUAUGAUCCUAACCCAGGCACUCCAGGUAAAUCAUACUGCCGGAGAGGUGGAUUUCUUGCUUCUGUUGAUGAAUUCGAUGCAUCGUUCUUCGGCAUCUCGCCCAAAGAGGCGCGGGCCAUGGAUCCUGCGCAACGUAUCAUGCUCGAGGCGUGUUGGGAAGGCUUUGAGCGGGCCGGUUAUACAGAUAGGCAGCUGCGAGGUAGCCGUACAGGCGUUUAUAUGGGGGUUUGCAGCAUUCCAGCACACUCGACAGCGCCGUGUUUGCAGGAGCUCGGUGGGUACGAUGCAACAGGCUCAGCGGGAGCCACUAUGUCUGGUCGCCUUUCAUACGCUCUUGGUCUCGAAGGGCCAGCCCUCACGGUAGACACAGCGUGCUCCUCGUCUCUUGUCACAACACAUCUGGCAUGUAAUGCGCUUCGUCAAGGCGAGUGUGAUAUGGCUGUAUCCGGUGGAAUCACACUUUUGCUCACUCCUGGGAUGCACGUCGAGUUCAGCCAGCUCAAAGGCAUGUCUCUUGACGGGCGAUGUCGAGCAUUUGCAGAAGAUACACAGGGGACAGGCUGGGCUGAGGGCUGCACAAUGGUGCUGCUGAAGCGGUUAAACGACGCUGUCCGAGAUGGCGACAAGAUCCACGCGCUUAUUCGGGGCACCGCUGUGAAUCAUGGAGGAAGAAGCGCCCCGGGUUUGACAGUGCCGAGCGGAAUAGCGCAACAACGACUUGUGCACGCAGCAUUAGCUUCAGCAAAUCUGGCACCUAGCGACAUCGAUUACGUCGAAGCACACGGCACUGGAACUAAAUUGGGAGAUCCCAUUGAGGGAACAGCACUGGCCGAAGUGUUCAGCGGAAGUCGAUCAACUGAAUCAGAGCCGCUGUGGAUCGGUUCAGUAAAGUCGAAUAUCGGGCAUACACAAGCAGCGGCUGGCUUGGCUGGACUGCUUAAAGUUAUUCUGGCGAUGCAACACAACAAGAUUCCGCGAACUCUGCAUGCUGACAAACCAACAUCAGCGGUGGACUGGCAGGGUGCUAACAUGGCGCUUGUACAAGAACCGCAGCCGUGGUUACCACAAGCAGAUCGGCCUCGAAGAGCAGGCAUUAGUGCAUUCGGCAUUGGCGGUACUAACGCCCAUGUUAUCAUAGAAGAAACUCCACCUACGAAUGAGGUUUUGAACCCCUUGCUGGCUUCACUGCCAGCUGGGUUUCCAUUCCUGCUUUCAGGCCACACUGAAGCCGCUCUUCGCCAACAGGCAGAGAAGCUGCGACGAUACAUCGAGAGUGCAGAAGAAAUCCAUAUAGAUCGUUUUGGUGGCGUGGCUUUCUCACUGGCAACGACCAGAAACCAUUACCGACGGCGAAGAGUCCUCGUGGCCAAAGACAAGGCAGAGCUCAUGUAUAAACUGGGUUCGAUGAUGGGGACAAGUGAACAUGCUGCCGAUCCAUGUAUAGCCGUCCUUUUCACCGGUCAGGGAAGCCAAGUUGCGGGCAUGGGUAGAGACCUUUACGACAUGUACCCCGUGUUCCGCAACGCUAUAGACGACAUAGCGGCCCAUUUUACCGAACUAGAGAUGCCACUGAGGGAGGUGAUGCACGCCGCUCCAGAUAGCGAAGCUGCCACACUGCUGCAGCGCACAGAUUUUGCACAGCCGGCCCUCUUUACGUUGGAAGUGGCUCUUUGGCACCUGUGGAAAAGUUGGGGUGUAGCGCCGAAUUAUAUCCUCGGCCAUAGUGUAGGAGAGCUAUCAGCAGCGCAUGUCAGUGGGAUCCUGGACCUCUCAGCCGCCUGUCGUCUGGUCGCGGCACGCGGCCGAUUGAUGCAGGCUGUCCCAAUCCGUGGUAGCAUGGUUGCAUUAGAAGCCAGUGCAGAAGAGGUGUCAAGAGUGAUGGAUACCAUUGGGGUUGUCUACAAGGUCGAUAUUGCAGGACACAACACGCCAUCGCAAACUGUGGUGUCUGGCGAUUGUGACGCUGUUGACAAGUUGGUCGCACACUUUACUGAUCUGGGGCGCAAGAAGAAUGUACUCGAUGUGUCGCAUGCCUUCCACUCGCAUCAUAUGGACUGCAUGCUUGCAGCAUUCCAAGCCGUGGCUGAGAGUGUACAAUUCGAUCCACCCAAGCUACGGAUAGUGAGUAGCCUGACAGGCAAGCUCGUUGAGGCGGAUGAACUUCAACAAGCUGACUACUGGGUCUCACAAGCACGCCGCGCAGUUCGUUUUGCGGAUGGCAUCCAGACACUUCAACAGCAGGGGGUCAACAUAUUCCUGGAGCUGGGGCCGCAAGCUGUUUUGACCGGACUGGGAGCGGCGUGCCUUGCAGCAAAUCAAUCAGUUGCCUGGCUGCCAUCACUAACCACCCGGAAGCCCGGCGCGUGGACGAUGCAGAGCAGUCUUGCUGAGAUGCACGAACGCAUGGUGCCUAUAAGCUGGCAUGAUUACUUUGAGUCUCUAGGCUACUGUGAGCGGGUGGAGCUGCCGACAUAUGCAUUCCAGCGAGAACGCUUUCCUUGUGCUCGCAGAAAUUUCAAUGUUGAUACUAUACAGAAACACGGCCAGGAUCAGCACCAGGCCCUCAGUGCUGUGGAUCGAUUUGCGUUUGAGGUAUCGUGGCAGCAGGCUGACGUUUCGAACUUGACCAAGGGAGGCUCAUGGGGCUUGCUGUAUGCGAUUCCUGAUAGGGAUCAAGGGUGGGUCAGACGAGUUGAAGUGGGCCUUGUGUCUGCUGGUCUGAACGUGCAACGCAUUGAGCGGCUGCAAGAUGGCCGAGAGCUUGACGGAGUGUUGUGCCUGUGGAAUGCGGAAACGGACUCUGAACAUGUCGCAGACGAGGCACGAGAGCUGACUGUCAAAGGUUUGGCACAGUUGCAGAGCGCCGUAAGCACACAGUUCAUGCCGCAGCUGCUGUGGGUGACGCGCCAAGCGGUCGGUGCUAGCGUGAAUGCACGUGACGACGACCAUUAUUCUGGGACUGGAUUGGCUGCCGGGCCGUUAUGGGGCCUGAUGCGUACGGCCCGUAGCGAGCAUCCCGAUCUGCAUCUGCGCCUCAUUGACGUCGACUACCACUACGACGACAAUAAUGCCAACGACAACAUCGAUGUCGAUGCCCUUGCGGCGGCGUUGGCGCUUAGAACGGAGCCUGAAUGCGCAGUCCGCCACGAACACGUCUUAGUACCCCGGUUACAACCCAUCUCUAUGCCACGGGAACUGCUACCCCCUACCCAGCAGCAACAACCUAUGGUCCGUCCAGAUGGCGCCGUUAUCAUCACAGGUGGGCUAGGCGAUCUUGGUGCAAGAGUUGCGCGAUGGCUGGCGAGCACAUAUGGCGUACGCACUCUGGUCUUGACCUCGCGCCGUGGAAUGGCAGCGCCGGGUGCGCAGGCGCUCGUGAAUGAUCUUGCUGCGCUAGGCACCGAAGCUACCGUCGUUGCUUGUGACAUGGCAGAUCGCCAGAGCGUCCAGCAACUCAUGGCCAUGUUUGACGACAACAAGACGCCUCUACGCGGUGUGGUACACGCCGCCGGCGCACAAGAUAAUGGUGUCCUCCGUUCCUUGACGCCGCAGCGAUGUGCUGCCGUCUUUGCCCCCAAAGUAGACGGCGCUUGGCAUCUACACCAACUGACCCAGCAUCUCAGCCUUGAUUUCUUUGUCAUGUUUUCAUCCAUCUCCGGAGUCCUGAGCAUGUCUGGGCUCGCCAACUACGCUGCAGCAAAUACCUUCCUGGAUGCCCUGGCAUAUUUGCGUCGUGCCCAAGGUCUGCCCGCCACAUCUGUGGCUUAUGGCCCCUGGGAGGGUGAUGGUAUGGCAGCCAACAUCAUUGGUCCCACCCGGGCACGUCUUGCUCAAUCUGGCCUUGACAUGCUUGCCCCGGAAGACGGUUUGGCGCUACUUGAACAUGCUGUACGUAGUCGUCGUACCCUCACCGUCGCCGCUGCCUUGGACCAACCUCGUUUGAAGAACUAUCACCGGGAACGAGGCGACAAUCCUCCGUUUCUGCAUUCACUUCUCAGCGGGGGCGACGCGGUUGAGCAACAACUGCAUCCAGGCUACCAUCUGCGUAAAGAGCUACUUCAUGCAGGCCUUGGGCAGCGACCUCAUCUCAUGUUAACCAUGCUUCAAGAUACUGUAGCCAGAGCAUUAGGCUUCACAAAACCGAGUGAUGUUCAUGUCGAUAAACCUCUACACGACAUCGGCAUCGACUCGCUGACUGCGGUCUUGAUACGCAAUCAACUAGCUAACCUGACAGGCAUGCCAUUAACAGCCAACAUUACAUUCCAGCACCCAAACCUCAAAGCCCUUGGCCAGACCUUACUUUCAGAGCUGAAUUUGGAUGACAGCGAAUCUGGUUCCUCGCUUGGGAGUAGCACGGCCACUACCACGCUCAUGUCCGACAUGGUCCCGUUGCUUGACCUCGAAGCCAUCAAGAGGGGCUGUGUCGAUCCCAGCUUCACCUUUAAGAAUGCAGUCGAAGCCCCCGCGUCUCCUUCAUCAGUCUUCGUCACGGGUGCCACAGGUUUUGUUGGUGCUCACAUCACUCAUGAUCUGUUGGAGCUUGGUAUCACUGUCUACUGUUUAGUACGCGCUGAGACCGAUGAUGAAGCUAUGGAACGUUUGACGGCAACCCUAGCCAGCUACAGCCUUUGGAGCCCGGAAUACACACCACUGCUCCAUCCUAUUGUUGGAGACAUGUCCCAACCUCUUCUCGGCUUGCCGGAACACAGCUUUGAUUUCCUUGCAGAUCAUGUCGAUGCCAUCUGUCACUCAGGCGCACUUGUAGACUGGAUGCGCCCACUCCAAGACUACAUCGGUCCCAAUAUGGUGAGCGCGCACGAAGUGCUGCGCCUGGCCUCGCAGGGCAAGGCUAAAGCAGUCCAUCUUAUUUCCACGAUGUCUACAAUACCUAAGUACAUGGGCUACGACGUGAAAGAAGGGGAUCAAGAAUAUGGAUAUGCCACGUCAAAAUACGCGGCCGAGCGCAUGAUGGCUGCAGCGCAUUGGCGUGGUGUCAAAGCAUCCGUCUACCGCUUGCCUUUUGUCACCGCAUCAUCUACCACUGGUCGCUUCCGCCUCGACCGCGGUGAUUUUUUACACCAUUUCAUCGCCGGCUGCGUGGAAAUGGGACUCUUCCCAUCCAUUGACGCCAACCUUGCGGCCGUGCUACCUGUUGACUACCUGUCCAAAACCAUCGUUACCAUGAUGACCAAGGACCUGCACCUCAUCGGCCAAAACUACGACUUUGCCAAUGCGCAUGCACCCACUUUCAGCCACUUCUUCCAGCUCUUGAGUGACGCAAGUACUGGCCAGGAAAUUGUGCCUUUUCCGGCAUGGAGGGAAAGAGCCCUCGAAUACGCAUUGACCCACAGGUCGAGUCUGAUUGCUCGCAUCGCAGCGUUGAUCGAUGGUGUUGUUGACGACAAGGGUGCGACUGCUAUGGUUACUGGACCGCCUUUGAAGGAUAAUGUUUUGGGCUCUACCCACUUCCCUGCACCAUUUUUGGAUGUUGAUUUUGCAGAAAAGUAUGUUCGAUGUAUCAGUACUUGUGCCGGUUAGGAUUUGGUACUUGAAAAUAUAUAGAUUAAUCUUAACUAUGGAAUCUAACUGAAGAUGUACCUCGAGGAGC